This is a messenger RNA of Xyrauchen texanus (razorback sucker), 2849 nucleotides long. RefSeq names its product MICAL like 1b, duplicate 2 (gene micall1b.2). Lineage: Eukaryota; Metazoa; Chordata; Actinopteri; Cypriniformes; Catostomidae. Gene Ontology annotation, molecular function: protein binding. Bases 294 to 2453 code for a protein of 719 amino acids. The transcript has 14 exons. The record is from RefSeq and is a predicted model, not a curated record.
ACUAACGGGAAAUUCACCUUUCCAACUCCAAACCGUGAAGUGUUACCUUAUAUAGAGAGAUAUAUAUGUGUGCGUUUCCGGAUUAUUUUAUUUGUACUUUUACUGGUGUUUAUCAGAAGUCUGUCGAAUAUAUCAAGUGUGUUUUUGGAUCAGUGUUUUCCUGAAGUGCUUUUGAACAUAUUACUGAAACAUGAAGGUCUGAGCUCGUUUUGGGUCCUAAAUACUUUAACGUCUGGAUCUCUGAAAUAUGACGUUCGUCCCGUGUUUUGAGGAUUAAUAGCGGUGUUGUGAUCAUGAGAUCGGUGAAGAGUCUUCUGGACUGGUGUGCAGAUGUUUGUGAAGAUUAUACAGAUGUUCACAUCACUGAUCUCAGAUCUUCAUUCACUGAUGGACUCGCCUUCUGUGCGAUUAUACACAAGCACAGACCUGAUCUCAUAGAUUUUCACUCACUAUCCAAACACAAUGUCUACGAGAACAUCCGUCUGGCGUUUGAUGUGGCCGAGUGUAAGUUGGGAAUUCCGGCUCUGUUGGAUCCGGAGGAGCUGAUGUGUGUGGAGGAACCGGAUCUUCUGUCCAUCAUCACUUACAUCUCACAACUCUUCUGUGUGUUCAGGAGAAACUCUGACGACAGUCCUGUGAACUCUGAACCCAACCGACCCACAACACAAGAGCACAGACUCACACAGUCUUCAGGUCAUGUGAUCAGAUCAGCAGGUAAAAGCAUCUGUGUCGUCUGUAACAAACAUGUUCAUCUCAUUCAGAGAGUUCUGGUGAACCACCGGCUGUAUCAUCGCACCUGCUUCAGAUGUAGUCGGUGUCGUCGCUCUCUUCUACCGAGCUCAUACACUGAAGGUGCGACGGGUUCCCUGCAGUGCAGUUAUCGGUGUGUACGUGCACCUGAACACCACCUGCACACGGACACACUGAGAGAAAACACUGAAUCAGAUGCAGACGGGACGAGAGGAAGCAGUCUCACCUCAUUAGAGACCGAUAUACAGAAACCCAAACCUGCACCCAGACAGAGGGAGGGGCCUCAGAAUCCUCCAUGCCCCGCCCCCAGAUCAAAGGACCGCCUCCCAGCCUCCUCUCAGAACGUCAAGCGUAAGGAACACCCCUGGAUGAAGCUGGUUGAACCGGGACCCUGGCACAAACUGCCACCCGCUCCGGCCCCCAUUGUGCCCCCUCACUCCUGUGCCAUCCCUGCCCUCAGUCAAGUGUGGCACCGCCGCUGGGCCACAAAUGUUAACCCCUUCCUGGAGGAAGACACAGCGGAUGAUGUGAGUCGGACUCAGGCGUCCAGCCAAUCGUGGAGCGGCGUUCUCAACGAGUCAUGUGACCCGGCUGGUGGUCCUGAGAUAACUGGAUUAACUUCAGUAACUGCUAAACCUGUUUAUCCAUUUGAUCAGUCCAGAAGAACGGACACAAACCAACAGAACGAUUCGACUAAAGCUGGUACUGCACUGCCAGAAACUGGUUUAUAUUUAGACUGGUCUAGAGCUGCUGGUGUCAGCGGGUUAGUUAAGACUCUAUCAAGUUUAUCUGUGAAUGACAGAACAGGUUCUGAUUCACCCAAAAAAGACAAAACAUCAGAUUCAAGCAACACAGAACGUUUUGAAGUACAUGUUGACAAAAAGCGCCAACUUCCUCAUCAGUCUCCUGAUUUAUCAGCCAAUCACAGUCCUUUUCACUCAGAUGACAUCACAGCCUCACAUCUCUCAGCCAAUGAGGUGGCAGCAGCUCCUCUUCAUCAGAAGAAAGAAACACCAUCAUCAUCAACAUUCAGUCAUGUCAAGAGUCGUGAUGGGACCCCUUUCAACAGUACAUCCUCAGACAAACACACCCCCUCGAAUGGUCCCGUCACGGCACGGGCUGCAGCUCCAGGACACGGGUUUCCCCUCGUCAAGAGGAAGGUGCACACAGACGGCCGUGUGUCAGAGCAGGAUGUGUGUGAGGAACAGAAAGAGCUGGAGGACUGUCUGAUGACACUUGAGAAGAGAGGAGUGGAGCUGGAGCGGGACAUGAGGAGCAACACCGCGGCCGGUGCACGUCAGGAGAGACUGAUCGUCGACUGGUUCUCUCUCGUUCAUGAGAAACACAUGUUAGUGCGCAGAGACGCAGAACUCGUGUACAUGGUGAAGCAGCAGCGUCUCGAGGAGCAGCAGUGUGACGUUGAGUUUGAACUCAGACGUCUUCUCAAUAAACCAGAGCGCGAGUGGAGCGCAGACGACAGACGACGAGAACAACAGCUCAUGUCAAACCUGCUGUCAAUCAUCCAACAGAGGAAUGACAUCAUCAGCAGCCUGGAGCAGGACAGGCAGAGGGAGGAAGAGGAGGACACGAUACUGACAGCUGUGAUCCAGAGGAGAGAUUUCCACACACAGCCAGAGAAAUGCGACAGGAAGUUUAAACCUCGGCGUAUCUUCAAGUCAAUCGUUCGUAAGAAAAACAGCUGAAAGAAGACUUCUAAAAACACUGUUAAUAAUGUUUAUAACGAUAAACUGAUAUAAGACAUAUCCAGCAUGUCCACAUGUAUCAGUGAAGAGGUUUAGAUGAAUUUAGAUACGAUUGUUAUUUAUUGUGUGAUUUUAGAGAGGCAAUAAAUUCUGGGAACCUUUGUGCAACCAUGCUGCAACGUUUCAUCCAUGUGUUGUUUAAUCUGAAAAUCCCAGCACAGUGACGUCACAUGCUGUCCCACAAUGCACUGCGUGUACACCUCAUUGACGUUAUAAAAGGCAUUUUUCAGUGGUUUUAAAUGUAUUUCACAUGUUGUUUAUUGAUUAUUAUGAUUAUAGUAAGUGUGAAUAUCAUGUAUUGAAUUAAAUAAACGCUUGUGUAUGUGUACUGUAGAA